This is a messenger RNA of Peronospora farinosa, 1227 nucleotides long. The record is from the annotation of a GenBank genome assembly. Lineage: Eukaryota; Oomycota; Peronosporomycetes; Peronosporales; Peronosporaceae.
AUGAAGCUGCUUAAGAAGCAGAUCAACGAGAAGGAUGGCGCCGGAUUGGUCGUUUUGCGUGCCGAGGAGCCAGAGGAUAUGUGGCAUAUCUACAACUUGAUCCACGUGAUGGACUUGGUCAAGACUACGACGAUCCGUAAAGUGGUAAAGGAAGGUGUGACAGGCUCUACCAGUAGCCAACGUGUGCGCAUGACGCUAAAAAUUGAAGUAGAGCAAUUGAACUUUGAUCCGGUACUAUGUGUACUACGUAUCACGGGCAAGAAUAUCAUGGAGAGUCAAUACGUUCGGUUGGGAGCUUAUCACACGUUGGAUCUCGAGAUGAAUCGCGACUUUACGCUGACGAAAAACUGCUGGGAUGUCAUGUCACUAGAACGUAUCGACAUGGCAUGCAAUAUUGCCAAGCAAGCUGAGCUUGCAGCUGUGGUCAUGCAGGUCGGUCUUGCUCAUUUGUGCUUGAUAAAAGGUGAUAUGGCUGUCAUUCGCGCUAAGGUCGAGACAAGUGUACCCAAAAAACGUCCGGGCAAUUCGGCUCACGCUAAGGGUACUAUGAAGUUUUACGAGAAUAUUGUGCGUUCCAUUCGACAGCACAUUGACUUCAAGCUCGUAAAGUGCGUGCUGCUUGCUAGUCCGGGUUUCGUCAAAGACGACUUUUUCAAGUUCAUGAUGGAGCAGGCUGUCCGUCAGGACGAUAAGCUCAUCCUCGAAAACAAGUUUAAGUUUGUAUUGUGCCAUUCCUCGUCUGGCCACAAGCACGCACUUGACGAGGUUCUCAGUAACCCCGCCAUUCAGUCGCAGGUGGCGAAUACAAAAGCUGUGGAAGACGUAAAAUGCCUGGACCGCUUUUUCAACAUGAUGCACACCGACCAAGACCGCGCCUACUACGGAUACAAGCACAUUAUGCGUGCCAAUGCGAACAUGGCCAUCGAGACGCUUUUGAUUACAGACUCUCUUUUCCGGUCGCAGGACAUUGCAACGCGGCGCAAAUACGUCGAUCUUGUGGAAAACGUACGGGAUAACGGCGGCACAGUGCGGCUAUUCAGUAGUUUGCACGUGUCGGGUGAGAGGCUAGGCCAAGUGAGUGGUAUUGCUGCUAUUUUGCGUUUCCCCAUGCCAGAAAUCGAUGAAGAGGACCAAGACAACGCUUCUGAUUCUGAUUCCAAUGAGGACGACGAUGAGAAAGACGACAGCGGGAUCGGUGACCUGUCAGUUGAAGCUUUGAGGAUGUAG